Messenger RNA from Drosophila eugracilis, 1055 nucleotides. RefSeq names its product peroxisome assembly protein 12 (gene Pex12). NCBI's taxonomy places the organism in Eukaryota, Metazoa, Arthropoda, Insecta, Diptera, Drosophilidae. The record is from RefSeq and is a predicted model, not a curated record. Gene Ontology annotation, biological process: protein monoubiquitination; protein import into peroxisome matrix. Gene Ontology annotation, cellular component: peroxisomal membrane; peroxisomal importomer complex. The transcript has a single exon. The coding region runs from base 75 to 968 and encodes 297 amino acids. Gene Ontology annotation, molecular function: zinc ion binding; ubiquitin-protein transferase activity; protein binding.
AAUUCCUAUUAACUGUAUAUAUUUUAUUUACCUUACCGCCGAUUUAGUUUUGACUUAUAAACGGACUAAAAACAAUGGCAGAAGCAGCCAAUGUGCGCCAGAACCUGCAGAAUGUCCCUUCAAUCUUCGAGAUUUCGGCGGCGGAGACUCUGGACAACCUGAUUUAUCCAGCGCUAAGCAAAAUUUUUGACUACUUUGGAUUGCGGCUGGACUUUAAACUUUGGGGAAAUUUGAGGAUUCAGGAGGAGCUGUCGCCGCUUUUAACAUGGAUGUUGCAGUAUUUGUACUUGAGAAAACGCGCCUCCUCCUUUGGGGAGAGCUUCUAUGGAUUGCAGAGGACAGUCAUGGAAACAGGAGAUUUGCUAAACCGCCGACAGCAGUUCACCUCUGCCACAUUGCUGACCUUUAUUCCCUACGUAGAGCGCAAGCUACGGAGCAGAAUCACCAGGCACGAGGACACGAAUCCCUGGGAGCAACGAUUGAUGAGUGCAUUCCAUGCUUUCCAUGCCGCCAAGGCGGUACACACAUUCCUUUACCUUGUAAAGUACGCCUCCAACCACUCGCCCAUCUUCAGAUUUUUGGGGCUAAAUCUUCGCUAUCCCACCGAGCCUCCUCAAGAGGAUCAGUGGACCUACCUGGUCCUCAAAAUGCUUGAAGUUUUGGCCUUCUUCCUGCAGUUUGUCCAGUGGUGGUACUCCAACGACCAACGGCGCAAAGUGGGCGGCACUCUGAUCAACCCGGAAGCGAUGCCCAAAAAGGAAUUACCCAAAGAAAUUGAGAAGACCAUUCCCAAAAGGGGAGAAUGCCCCGUUUGCCUACUACCGAUUCAGACACCCACUGCAUGCUCCGUUUCGGGCUACGUUUUCUGCUGGAAGUGUAUCGUUAGCCACAUGAAGGAGCACGGAAACUGCCCAGUAACCCAGUAUCCGAUUAGUCUGGACGAUCUGGUGCGCAUCUACGAAACGUGACGUUAAGACUUUUUGUUCUCUUUGUUUUGUUAAUACAUGUCAUAAGAAAUUAAAAGCUGUUUAGAUCUCGCUGAGAAAGAAACCCAA